Daucus carota subsp. sativus is the source of this 1029-nucleotide messenger RNA. Its product is annotated as putative SWI/SNF-related matrix-associated actin-dependent regulator of chromatin subfamily A member 3-like 1. Gene Ontology annotation, biological process: DNA repair. The record is from RefSeq and is a predicted model, not a curated record. Gene Ontology annotation, cellular component: nucleus. Gene Ontology annotation, molecular function: ATP-dependent chromatin remodeler activity; ATP binding. NCBI's taxonomy places the organism in Eukaryota, Viridiplantae, Streptophyta, Magnoliopsida, Apiales, Apiaceae. Bases 1 to 1029 code for a protein of 342 amino acids. The transcript is spliced from 2 exons.
AUGGCGAGGCAGGAUGAGCAUGAUCAGAGGAGAUUGAAUGGGAUAGCUAGAGUUGUGAGUGAUGGUGCGGUGGUGGAAGUGGUGGAGACGCCGAGGGAGGUGGUUAAGACGGAGUUGUUUUUGCAUCAGAAGAAGGCGUUGGCUUGGAUGGUGAAGACGGAGAGUUGGGCUGGGAUGCCACCUUUUUGGGUGGAGCAGUGUGAUGGGAGUUUUGUUAAUCAGGUUAUGAAUGUUAAGGUGGCGCAUAGGCCGAGGGCUUUGCGUGGGGGGAUUUUGGGGGAUGAUUCGGGGAUGGGGAAGACCUUGACUCUUCUUUCUUUGGUUGCGUUAGAUAAGUGUAGUUAUGGUGGUGGUAGUGGUAGUGGUAGUGGUUCGGGAAGUGAUGUGGUGGAGGAUGGUAAUGAGGAAUUUGCUAUUUAUCAAGGUAAGGAUCCGAAGAGGGCGAGAGGGAGUAAAGUGGUGGAUAAAAUGAGGAAAAGUCAGAGAGUUAUAGGAGAGCUUAGUAAUGAUCUUGUAGCUUCCAGGACAACAUUGGUUGUGUCCUCGACUUCUGUGUUUUCGACGUGGAAAGAGCAAUUGAAAAAGCACACGAAGCCGGGGAAGUUAAGUGUUUACCUGUAUUAUAAACAGAGGACUAAGGACCCAAUGGAGCUUAUAAAGUAUGAUUUGGUACUCACCACAUACUCUUUAUUGGCGUCUGAACUGGAAUCGGGAUCACCAGUAUUCCAAGUACCUUGGUGGAGGGUGAUUUUGGAUGAAGCACAUCUGAUUAAGCACUCCACUUCUACACAAGCCUCUGCUGUACUUAGGUUAAAUGCUAGACGGAGGUGGCUGGUCACUGGAACUCCCAUACAAAACACCACAAUUGACUUGUAUUCUCUCAUGUCCUUUUUGAGAUAUAAUCCAUUUACAGACAAACACUCCUGGAAAAAGACGCUGCUAAAGCCAGUGGACACAGGCAGUGAGGUCACUCGGUUACAGAUGGUGAGUUGGGGAUUACUUGAAUUCAGGGACUUGCAGAGAAGUUAA